Molecule: messenger RNA, 3371 nt
Organism: Diospyros lotus (date-plum)
Lineage: Eukaryota; Viridiplantae; Streptophyta; Magnoliopsida; Ericales; Ebenaceae
Exons: 8
Coding region: 359-3085 (908 amino acids)
Molecular function (GO): protein dimerization activity; DNA binding
Source: RefSeq, a predicted model, not a curated record
CUCUUCCUUCAGCCAUACAUUUUGCUCUUUCUGUCUCUCUCUCUCUUCUCUCAAAACUCUAGUUAAAGAGACCGGACGGCGACCAGCUAUUUUCCGGCUAGCCGCCGCCGCCUACGGUGUCUCGCACCCCUCCCAGCUUUGAAGAACUAAAUUGAGGGCAGCAGGUUUAUAAUUUCCCUAAGAAGGGCAUGCAGCUAGGGUUUUUAAUGUAUUGGAUUGUCAAGUAUGUGGCACAACUGCAAUUCUUGCUUUGUUCCUUUAAUAGUGCUAAUAAUGCAUGAGAAAAACCAAGGCAAUUGUAUGAGAGCAAGCGGCAUGAUCAGAUUACGGUAAAAAUAGCUGCACUUCAGCUUCUCAAAUGGUUGAAGAGAUGGCAUCACUUCGAUCUACUGGACUUGUUGACCCUGGAUGGGACCAUGGUGUUGCUCAAGAUGAGAGGAAGAAGAAGGUCAGAUGCAAUUACUGCGGAAAAAUAGUCAGUGGAGGGAUAUACAGAUUGAAGCAACAUUUGGCUCGAGUUUCUGGAGAAGUAACAUACUGUGACAAGGCUCCAGAGGAUGUUUGCCUGAAAAUGAGAGAAAAUCUAGAAGGAUGUCGUUUUGGUAAGAAACCUAAACAAAUUGAAUAUGAUGAGCAAACAUACUUGAGUUUCCCGUCCAAUGAAGAUGUAGAGGAGGAAGAGCAUAUUGGGUAUAAAAGCAAAGGAAAACAGUUGAUGGGUGAUAAAGGUUUGGUCAUAAAUUUGGCCCCUCUUCGGUCUCUAGGAUAUGUGGAUCCAGGGUGGGAGCAUGGUGCUGCCCAAGAUGACAGGAAGAAAAAGGUGAAAUGCAAUUAUUGUGAAAAAAUAGUUAGUGGUGGUAUCAAUCGGUUUAAACAACAUCUAGCUAGAAUACCUGGAGAAGUUGCACCUUGUAAAAAUGCUCCUGAGGAAGUAUAUCUUAAAAUAAAAGAAAACAUGAAAUGGCAUCGCACUGGAAGGAGGCAUAGACGACUUGAUGCUAAGGAGAUAUCUGCUUUCUAUAUGAAUUCAGAUAAUGAAGACGAGGAGGAAGAACAGGAAGAAGAUACCCAUGUGAGCAAUGAAAGAUUGUUACUUGGAGAUAAAAGGCCAGGCAAAGACUCAAGGACUUUUAAAGGGAUGCCCUCUAGUAGUGGAUCUGAAUCAUUAAUGAAAAGACCACGAUUAGAUUCUUUGGUUCUAACAACACCAAAGAGUCAGAUGCCAACAUCUUACAAACAAGUGAAAUUAGGGUCUAGAAAGUCUCGCAAGGAAGUUAUGUCUGCAAUAUGCAAAUUCUUUUAUCAUGCAGGAGUUCCUUCAAAUGUGGCCAACUCCCCUUAUUUCCAUAAGAUGUUAGAGUUGGUUGGUCAAUAUGGACAGGAUCUGGUAGGACCUUCAAGUCGAUUGAUAUCUGGUAGGUUUUUGCAAGAUGAAACUGCAACAAUUAAAAGCUACUUGCACGAGUAUAAAGCUUCCUGGGCUGUUACUGGAUGUUCCAUCUUGGCAGAUAGUUGGAGAGAUACACAAGGUAGAAAAUUGAUCAAUUUUCUAGUUUCAUGCCCCCGUGGCAUAUAUUUUGUCAGAUCAGUUGAUGCGACUGAUAUCAUUGAAGAUGCCACAUGUUUAUUCAAGUUACUUGACAAAGUAGUAGAAGAUAUGGGUGAGGAACACAUUGUGCAGGUAAUCACAGAGAAUACUCCUUGUUACGAAGCUGCUGGAAAGAUGCUUGAAGAAAAGAGAAAAAAUUUGUUCUGGACACCUUGUGCUGCUUAUUGUAUUGAUCAGAUGCUUGAAGAUUUUGGUAAAAUAAAACUGGUUGGAGAGUGCAUUGAUAAAGGCCAAAAGAUUACUAAGUUCAUCUAUAAUCAAAUUGGGUUGUUAAAUCUCAUGAAAAAAGAGUUUACAGGGGGACAGGAGCUUCUGAGGCCAUCUUUUACCCAGUAUGCUUCGAGUUUUGCUACUCUACAAAGUUUAUUGGAUCACAGGAUUGGCCUUAAAAGAAUGUUUCAAUCAAAUAAAUGGCUUCUAUCACGCUUUUCAAAAUCUGAUGAUGGUAAGGAAGUGGAGAAGAUUGUGUUGAAUGCCACAUUUUGGAAAAAGGUUCAGUAUAUUAGAAAAUCAGUAGACCCCAUAAUGCUGGUGCUUCAAAAAGUUAAUGGUGAUGAGAACCUUUCAAUGCCAUAUAUCUACAAUGAUAUGUAUAGGGCAAAGCUCACAAUCAAAAGUAAUCACGGUGAUGAUGCAAGGAAGUAUGGACCUUUUUGGAGUGUAAUUGAUAGUCACUGGACUUCACUGUUCCACCACCCUCUAUAUCUAGCUGCUUUCUACUUGAAUCCGUCCUACCGUUAUCGUCCUGAUUUUGUUGCGCAUCCAGAUGUUGUACGUGGACUAAACUCUUGUCUUGUUCGAUUGGAGCCAGAUAGUGGAAGAAGGAUUUCUGCAUCUAUGCAGAUUUCUGAUUUCGGUUCUGCAAAAGCUGAUUUUGGAACUGACUUGGCAAUUAGCACUAGAUCAGAGCUUAAUCCAGCUGCAUGGUGGCAACAACAUGGGAUAAAUUGCUUGGAGCUGCAACGAAUUGCUGUACGUAUAUUGAGUCAGACUUGUUCGUCGUUUGGGUGUGAGCAUUCAUGGAGUACGUAUGAUCAAAAUCACAACCAAAGACGAAAUCGCAUAGCACAAAAAAGCCUAAAUGACUUUGUGUUUGUCCAUUACAACUUGAGACUUAGGGAACGCCAAACACGAAGAAGGUCUAAUGACUCGAUCACCGUUGAUGGUGUUCUGCAAGAAAGUUUACUAUAUGACUGGCUGGUUGAUGCCGAUAAACAAGUGUUGCCAGAUGAUGAGGAAAUGCUUUAUAGCGAAAUGGAACAAGGUGAUGCAUACGAAAAUGAAAUGAUUGAAUAUGAAGAUGGAAAUCCCCUGUGUGAGGGGAGAAAGGGAUCCCUGGAGAUGGUGAGUUUGGCUGUUGCCAACGUGCAACAACAACCUUUGGAUGUGAAUCCCCCUCAUAACACAGGCACUACUACUGAUGAUGAUGAUGCUGCUGAUCUCAAUUUUCUUGAUGAUGAUGAUUUGAGUGACUAGUAUAGUUAACUAACACGACCUAUAUAUAUAGCCUAGGUGAUGAAUACCAGUGAUGCUUUAAUUUAUAGUUGUUGAAUCAAUGUAGAAUACGCAAUGUAAAGCGGGAAGUCUUCUACUGAGAGAUGCCCUGUUUUCCCUUUUCUUUCUUUCUUUUUUUUUUUUUCUUUUUUUGAUCAGGCAAGCAGUUGUAUAUUGUCACGAAUUAACUAUAUGUUAUAGUAUCAGCUACAUAUGUGAUUAUUACUAUUAUGAUUCUAUAAUAAUAAUAAUAAUUAUUAUUAUACCA